Molecule: messenger RNA, 629 nt
Organism: Pygoscelis adeliae (Adelie penguin)
Lineage: Eukaryota; Metazoa; Chordata; Aves; Sphenisciformes; Spheniscidae
Gene: PLAC9
Product: placenta-specific 9
Exons: 4
Coding region: 174-464 (96 amino acids)
Source: RefSeq, a predicted model, not a curated record
AGGGAAGCAGAAGAGAACAGCUCAAGAAUCUUGGCUCAGCCUGGGCAUAUUUCCUCCUAACUCUGGCUAAACCUCAGCACGAACGGCUGGACGGAGGAGUCGAUGCGAAGCCGGGGAGGGAGGCUGCGGGGCUCCCCACCAGGACUACGGCAGAGCUUGGAGAGGCUGCAACCAUGCUUUGCCUUUGGGCGCUGGCGUUUAUUUUAGUCCUGCAGGAGCGAGAUCUUUUAGCUGCUGCAGACCCUGUCAGUGUGCUACCUGGAAGUUUGGGAAGAGGAAGCUGGUGUAACGAACACGAUACGAUGCACGAACGCUUAGAUAUUAUUGAAGAGAAGGUAAUAAAAACAGUGGAGCAUCUAGAGUCAGAAGUCAAAUCGCUCCUCAACAUCAUCAGUGAGACAACAUCGAAUAUCCCCAUCGCUCCAGGAACCCCACUUAUAGACAUUUUUGAUGAUACCAGCUGAGCACUGCGAAACCAGAAGACAGCAUGGUUGUCAUGAACAGUUGCACUUUUGUUCCUUUAAUAAGCUUGUGUUUCCAGAAUUUGAGCAGGGAUGAACAAUCCUCAGCUGUAGUUUGCCUUCUGUGUUCCUGUGCUUUAUAAUAAAGAGGUGUUUGCUUUUAGACAC